Messenger RNA from Rattus norvegicus (Norway rat), 4451 nucleotides. Lineage: Eukaryota; Metazoa; Chordata; Mammalia; Rodentia; Muridae. The record is from RefSeq and is a predicted model, not a curated record.
UGUGGGAGCUAUACAGGAGCCCUGCAACCCAGCCCUCCAGUUUCCGGAGACUUCGGAGAACCUCCAGCAAGCACGCACGGGCCACAAUAAAAUUUGCAUGAUCAGAACCUCCCUCCGCCUCUCCCUCCCUAGCUUUCCCCUUCCCUCCAUUCUUUCCAUCCCUGAAAACCUGUGGCUCCGAGAGACCUUGGCUUCUCUGGGACUCUACCCCAGGGGCCUGCCCACAUCCGCUCCUGAGUUUGGGGAGCAGAGGGGCAAAUCGCCCCAAGAAGUCUCUCCAGCGAUGGGAGCCGCCCGCCUGCUGCCUAACCUUACCCUGUGCUUGCAGCUAUUGAUCCUCUGCUGUCAAACGCAGUACGUGAGGGACCAGGGCGCUAUGACUGACCAGCUGAGCAGGCGGCAAAUCCGUGAGUACCAGCUCUACAGCCGGACCAGUGGCAAGCACGUGCAGGUCACCGGGCGUCGCAUCUCUGCCACCGCUGAGGAUGGCAACAAGUUCGCCAAGCUCAUCGUGGAGACAGACACAUUCGGCAGCAGAGUCCGCAUCAAGGGGGCAGAGAGCGAGAAGUAUAUCUGUAUGAACAAGAGGGGCAAGCUGAUUGGGAAGCCGAGCGGGAAGAGCAAAGACUGCGUAUUCACCGAGAUCGUACUGGAGAACAACUACACAGCCUUCCAGAACGCCCGGCAUGAGGGCUGGUUCAUGGCUUUCACCCGGCAGGGCCGGCCUCGCCAGGCCUCCCGGAGCCGCCAGAACCAGCGAGAGGCCCACUUCAUCAAGCGCCUCUACCAAGGCCAGCUGCCUUUCCCCAACCACGCUGAAAGGCAGAAGCAGUUCGAAUUCGUGGGCUCCGCCCCCACUCGCAGGACCAAGCGCACUCGGAGGCCCCAGUCCCAAACGUAGUCAGGGAGGCCUUAGUGUGCAAGGCUGGGUAGAUGCCCCUCAACAGCCUUCCCUCUUUUCUCUAACUCAUCCAAAGAUGGGGGCUGGGGUGGAAGGUGGGGAGCCAAACUCCAAAAGGACCCCGAGGGCAUGAAGUUUCCCACUGGGAAGAGACAGUACUUGUGUAUCCCAGGGUGAUCACCAUUUUAUGGAACAGGUUUGAAGUCAGAGGCAGACCCCAGGAGAAGAAAUAGGGUCCCCUGACCUACAUGCCUGCUUCCCAGCGUCUACCUGAGAUAAGCAGGCAGGUCAGCAGAUUUCAGGUCUUGCACAACUGUGCCCAAAUCUUGCUCUCAGAACCUCUCUAAAUCUGAAUAACCUAACUCUUGGCCAGACAGUAGGGACUGUUUUGUUUCCAAAAACAGACAGAGACAGAAAGAAACAAAAGCCAGUCACUUUUCAUAUUUCUCGCCCCAGGCCUGCCCCACCCCCAGCCCCAGAAUAAAACCAUUUUCCUGUAACCGGGUCCGCUAAAGAAAGGUGGGCAAUGAGACCGCAGAACUCAACUGCAAAGUGUCUGGUGCUGGCGGCACCGAAAAGUCAGGUGCUAGGCUGGGGAAGAUGGGCGCCUGGGCACACAGGUGCAGCAGUCUGCUUGUCCCGCUGCGCCGUACGGAGAGGCCGAGGCGCGCCCAGGCCCGGGGACUGGCGGCCCCUCCCUCCACGGGCUCGGAUGUCCAAGCUCACGCGACGUGUCCCUGCUACCUGUAGGAGAGAGGAAAACCCAGCCCCUAGGCGCGGCCCUGAGCGGCCGCUUGCAGGGACAGGCGUCCUGUGGGGCCCAGGCCCGGGGGAGGAGGGGGGUGGCAGGAUCACAGCCUGGGGACUCCAGAAGUCACCUCGCAGGGAGCAAGAUUGCUUUUUUCCGGUGAGCUGGGCUGGGAGUGGGAGGAGGUCUGGGGCGAGCGGAAGCGGGUGGGGGCAAGAAUGUGUCCCCUUGUUCUUUCCCGCGUCCCCCUAGGGGCGGAGGCGGGGGCACACCUGAGGGCAAGCCUCAAUUAGAAGCUGUCGCAGGCUGGGAAUGGAGGAGGAGGGCGCCCAGCCCCCACCGAGCUUCUCGGGUGGGCUUUCCCAGAGACUUCCAGGUGUGCCUAGGGGUGGAAACCAUAAAACCGCCUUUCCUACGGGGCUUCUUUUAAUCUUGUCAAGGGGAGGAGGUUCUUGUGUCUGGGACCCUCCUCUCAGUACUCUACUGCUGAUGGAAUCCUCAGCUUAAGUUUUCCCGUUUAAGAAAACGUUGGAGAGGAUAAUUACGGGGAGAGAUGAAAAGGGGAUGAAAGCUAACCUUCUUCCACUUCUCCCAAGAAUGACUUCAAAAAGUCCAGAACAGAAGUUGUAGGGCGAGGACACUGAUGUAGUCCGAACCAGAGGUGGGCUGCAGCAGACAGAACCAACUCAGAGCUGGGACGGAGCCUGACCCCCCAACCCCCACCCCCAACCCUGGCCCAUUUAGAAGGUGGAGCCGACAACAGCCAAGAGGGAGGUCCCGCAGGCCUAGGACUGACAUUCUCCUUCCAGUUCGUCAUAAUUGCUUUCACCAGGUUGCUUUUUUUCUGUCCCCCCAUCACAAAGAGCGUUAAUCCCAGUGAAGACCGCCGGACGUGUUGGGGGUAGUUUUCUGGGGUGUGUGUAGGGCGGGUGGUCUGGGGCUGCAGCUGAUAACUGGUGAGUUCAAUGGGACUUUAAAACUGGGGCAACACCCAGCAAUUACUUGAGGACAAAGAAUUGGGCCCCCAAGGUGUGGAGUAUUGGGACUUUGGGGGUCUGGGAGGACUCUGAGAAGGAGGGGGGCUCUGAUCCCUCUGAUUAUUGCAGGAAUUUGAGACAUUCUUUAAGACUCUAGACUGCCUCUCCAGCCGGGCCUUGGCCCACCCCCACCCUCCCUCUUGGGUUAGAGACAGCUUCAAAGGUGGACUGGGCCCUUUGUCUGGCCUGGGCUUUCUUCUCGGGCCUUUCUCGGCCCCUCCCUCCCUCUUUGACCUCCCCAGCACAGACAAGCCUCUCGGGGCCAGCUCCAGAAAGCCCUCACUGUUCCCUUUCUUGCCUUUUGAGGUGAGGCCUGGCAGGCAGGGACAGAGAAUGUAUGCCAAAGAGUGAAGGGCAGCUUCGGAGAGCAGGGUUAUAACGGAAGCCCGGGCAUCUCAGAGUCUUCAAUCCAUCCCAUCCCAGGUUGGGCUCAAAACCCACUCCUCACCACAAUUCUCAGGGUGUCUACCCAGCAGGCAGGCUCCCUACCCCAGGUAGCUUUUCACAUCCCAGAGCCUUCUGGACAGGUUUGACAGGAAAACGCUACAAUGGAGAAGGCAGAGCCAAGCUUGGUGGCCUACCCAUGUGAUCCCAGUCCUCUGGAAGCUAAGACAAGAAGAUUGAGACUCCACCUAAAUACACACAUGCACGCAUGCAUGCAUGCAGACAGACUGACAGACAUGGAACAGGUUUAAAGGAAUGGGUCCCCGGUGGUGAGGCAUAAUAUUGGAUAUUAGCAUAAGGAGUCUGUGACAGGAAAGUGGCUCUCAGGUUCACAGGACACUUGAGCAGCCCCAGACGCUUCUGAACAGACUCUCCGACAAUUGCUUCUUGCCAUAGGGGGCAAGAUGAACCCAUCCAGGGAGAAAAGGUAGAGGGAGGCAGGAGAGAGUGGGCUCCAGUCCUGUGAUGUAGCAUUACCAGACUCUACAAUGGAUUCCACAGCACUCUACCCUUCUGUCUGUCCCAUUGCCAUCCUGUCUCCAAAGGAUCUGGUGCGAGGUAGUCAGGAAUGAUGUCCACUCACUUCCAAUGCCACACGGCUGGUCCUACCUAAGUCACACUGUUCCACAAUGCCCAAUGGAUGCCAGUAGCCAGUGGCCUCCCACUUACAAGCCCUAGUCUUGUUCCAGUCCUUGCCUUGGCCUGCAGUAGAUUGUCCUCCCAAGGGCUUUGUGCCUUGCCCCUGUAGAAACCUCUCUAAGUCUUUCUAUGGGGUUUCUCUCCUGAGAGUUGUCACCUUGGAAGCCAUGGGCAUCCAUCAGCUGUCACUCCCUUGCGUACAGUUGCUCCUUGGCAGACCUCCUGAGGUUCUAUGUAAAUGAAGUCUCUACCUACCCACUUCUGUGCUUCCUCUUACCUGCCAAACACACACAGGCCCAUCACUAGCACUGUUUACAAACCUCCUGUCCAGCCUCCAUGUGAAGCUUUUAUAGACACAGCGAAACAAAAACACUUGUCCUGUAAGCACAAGCACACAUACGCACACACACACACACACACACUAGAUGCAAACCCCUCUGUUUUGCUUAUUUUAUUUAUUAUUGUGUGUGUAUGCAUGGAAUAUGUGUGGACACACUUUCCACAGCAUCCGUGUGAAGGACAGAGAACAGCUGGAGUUGGAGUUGAUUCUCCCCUCCCCACCUUUAUGUGGGUCCCAGCCAUCAAAUUCAGCUCUUUGGGCUUGACAGCGAGUGCCUUUCCCUGUUGAGUUGUCUCGCUGGGCCUGUUUUUGUUUUCUGAAUAAAAUUUUGUUUUUAUUUUA